Nasonia vitripennis (jewel wasp) is the source of this 6460-nucleotide messenger RNA. RefSeq names its product serine palmitoyltransferase 2 (gene lace). Gene Ontology annotation, cellular component: serine palmitoyltransferase complex. Gene Ontology annotation, molecular function: pyridoxal phosphate binding; serine C-palmitoyltransferase activity. NCBI's taxonomy places the organism in Eukaryota, Metazoa, Arthropoda, Insecta, Hymenoptera, Pteromalidae. The coding region runs from base 3360 to 5027 and encodes 555 amino acids. The transcript has 11 exons. Gene Ontology annotation, biological process: sphingosine biosynthetic process; ceramide biosynthetic process. The record is from RefSeq and is a predicted model, not a curated record.
AAGGAUAUAGUAUCUUAAAAUAAAAUCGUUUAAUAAUUUCGAGUCGAGUUGAUUUUCAAGGUCGAUUUUGUAUCGUAGAUGACAAUCGUGUAUAUUCAGUGUUAAUUUUAUUUUAAUUGUUGCUGAACAACUGGGUGCAGUGUCGUGUGGCGACAUCUUUUCAGAGCUUUGACGGCGCAAGCGCUGCGCAGACUGCUGGCCGAUAACUUAUCGGCGCCGGGAUUUAGUUGCCGGUAAGGAAGUACUUUGUAGUCGGAGUGAUAACAACAGUAAACAUUGCGUGAUGCGAAUGAGAUUUCAGUAUAAACUCGUGCAUUUAAAAGUGCGCCGUAAGCAGUGCUGAAUCUAGCUCAUUUGGUAAUGACCACUCUGGUUCAUAAGAGAUCGCAAACCGAGACAUUGUCGUCGCUCUUAUUAGAAUACGUAACAACACCAUAAUUUCGAACGAGUAUAAUUAGAAAACUAACAGCUUAAUUAUGCACCAAGCCUUAAUAUGUCUAUGCCAAUUUGUCUAAGUGCGCAAGAUAAGACUGCAACGGGCCCCGUCGACUGUCGCAUUACUGACGCGUCGUUUUCGACAGCCUACUAUACCAUUGUGCGAAUCUUGAUUUCAAUCCACCUAUCAUUAACCCAGAAUAAUAGAACAGUUUUUUUUUAUCAUCCACCUUUUUAUUUUCGCGAUCUUCUUAUUACUCCGUGUGUACACUGAAUUAAUAGGUAGACUUUCAAUCAACCUUCAGGGGCUCCGAGGCAUUAUUUAUUUAACGCGUAUAUACUCCGAGAGCGGAGGAACAAUGGCGAGCAGUUUCGCGCGCCGACGACAUUGUAUUUUUAAAUUUUUAUUUAUACGAACGUUUAAACGUGACGAGCCGUCGAACGUAGCGACUGCUGCACUGGAUGCAGCGCGGAGUAGCCGCGUGUGGCGAUCAAUACUCACAAACACACUCGUCCCGAGCGAAACGACUGUCUCGCGCGGAGCUUUCGCUUCUCGCUACAGCGGGACGAUUAAUCAAACGAAUUAGUCUAUUCGUGUGGGGUGUGCGUAUAACGGCUUUCUUCGUCCAAUUCCUGCACGCCUUGGUCUCUUUUUCGAAAAAUUAAUUAUCGCCUUAGAAGAAUGAUCUUUGGUGUACGAGAGCUUUUUAUGGAACUCGGGAACGCGAUGAAGAACGAUUUAUAGAUAUUAACUUUGAGCUGAAAGAAACUUUUUAUUUCAAUCCCAUCGAAAUCGCUUGAGAAUAACGAUCGACUUUUACAACGCUCUCACCCAUUGUUGUCUGCUCUUCUGCGGCACCGCGUAGUGAAAUAAACGGAAAAUUACGAGGGUCGUAUAAGGUCUGUUUGAUUAUCGCGAAAUGGUGCGCAGUUUCUAUACGAGCGCGCGACCCAACCUGAGCCGAGGCUGCCCCAAUUAUUAACAUUUUCCCGGUGGGAUUUUUGAGACCACGGCGACUUUCUGCGCAAAACGAAGCUCGAAGCUUCCGAGUUUCCGCCUAACGAGACCUAAAACGAAUUGCAGCGUCGUCUCGGUGUGGUUUUACUUUAACUUUGCACUUGGCUCAUCGGUAAUCCUUAAGCGCAACUUUGAAUACGACGCUUGUAUAGUCAUUAACCAGUUCUUUAAAUAGAUCUAGAUAAGAAAUGUCGCUAUAAGUUUCUUUUAUUCUAGAAGCUUAAAAAAUGGCGCAGCACCGUCUGCAGCGAAAGGUUAAACGCUUAUCAGCGAACACUUAUCUUAUCACAGCGAAACGUCCAGCAACCCACCCAGAAGCUGGAAGUCGGUCAGAAACGAUCUAUCCGCGCUCGCGAUUAAUUCAAGUUAAGCUCGACCCGAAGCUCCUCUGUACAGAAACAGCCAUUCGCUACAAGGAAAAUCUCUGCGGCCGUCGACAAGGCGUCUCGCUAUGUAGCGUCUUGGCUCAUUAGCACGAUUACCGGCGACGUUCGAGGUAGUUAUGUACACCCGCUGAACUAAUUAGCGAGCAUCACCGCGCGCGUGCGCAAAACAACAUUAACGCGGUCGCGUCUAUUACGAUGGAAAAUUCAUUGACCGCGAGCGAGCGACUUUUUUGUUGAUUAGUAUGUAAAUUUUCGCGCGUCGCAUAUAAUAAUUAAUUCGCGUUCGUUUCUCCUCUACGCGGGAAUGUUGAAUAAGACGCUGCGAGUGUAAUCCGGAUGACGUAAUAUGCGUUUUAUAUACCUAUAUAGUCGAAGUAUCAAUUGAUAAGUAUCGAUUGAAUAUGCCGCGCUGCACUUGAAAUUUUAAAAUACCGACCGUGCGAUAUCUCGAGGUAAGAAUGAAAAUUUCAAAAAGCUUGUUUCUUCGUAGGAAAAAAAAUCGAAAGCGGAGCAAUGAAAGCGAUAUCCUUCUAUAAUAUCGAGUAAAAAAUCCAACGGAGCGUCGUAAAGCGAAAAUCCACAAAAGCCGCGAUAAGAGUAUAAGUAUACAAGAUGAUGUGUUGGAACAUCGGGAAAGCCGUAUGAUUCGAUGCAGAUAACCGUCCGAUAAAUCCCCUGCCAUUCAGUGCGUAAUGGACAAAAAAAAAACGCUGUCAUCAGUCCAGCUCAUUUCUACAUCAUCCAAUAAAAACUCGAACGCGACAUGUAUCCAAUCGAGCUCCUCAUGUGUACUCGCAAUAAUAACCGGCCAUCGCGGCAUAUCUCUUCGCGGACAAGCUCGCGCAAGUACACCGGCAAGAGUCAGUGCAUUCGAUGGAGCGACGAGUGCAGGCUCGCGAAGACUCGAGCUCUGUGGUGUUGUGUGUACUUUUGACUCGGACGUCUAUACUGUGCAGAGUCGCGGAAGGAAGCCGUAUAACGAUCGUCACCCCCUGGGCUGUGACUGUGUAUAAUACGCCGAUGUCUCGGGUCACCGCUGUUGUUGUUGGAUUAACUCGAGAGCUGGAGAGUUGAGGUGCCAAGGCCGCGGACGAGGAGCAUCGUCGGAGAAAAAUAGAAGAAAAGCCGAGAGAAAAAGAAGAAGAAAGCCGCCCGGCAGCAGCAGCGGCGACGCGCAGGCUCUCUUUCGCUCACGCACAUACACACACACACAGCACGUCGAAGAGUCGCGCCACCCGAUCGUACACACUACUACAAAGCCAGGCGUCCAACCCGACGACUCGUUCUCCCUCCCCGGAGCCGCAGCACACACAGCAGUAUAACAUCAGCAGCAGAACACACUACUCUAUAGGCGCGGGCAGAGUGGCGCGCUGCUCGAGCCUCUUUUCGCGCGCUCUUUCCGUGUGACAGGAGCCCUCCCGUUUCUCUCUGCAGUGCAGACUCUCCGAACCGUCCCCGUGUGCUACAGCAGUCCUCGCCGCGAGUACAUAUAGGAAGUGCGUGCGGUGCGUGAUCGAGAAAUGGCGACGACGGUGAGCUGCAGCGUCGGGACGACCAUCACCGAGACCGACGACAGGAACAAUAAGCAGCAGCACGUCGAGGGCGGGACGCGCCGUCGCAACGGCUACUCCAAGACUCUCAACGGACACGCGUCGUUUAUCGGCGAUGGCAAGAACAACAGAAACCUGCCACCCAAGUCGUCCAGGUACAAGGAGUCCUUUGAAAAAGUGCCAUUCAUAACAGCAGCUCUCACGCAUUUUGGAUUUUAUAUACUUAUGUUCUUGGGCUUCAUCAACCAGCUGCUCUUCACUCCGAACGUCGCCAAGGAACGAAAGAGAAAGGGAUAUGCCCCGCUUUACGAGAGUUUCGAGCAGUUCUACCUGAGGUAUGUGUACAGAAGAUUGAAAGACUGCUGGAAUAGACCAAUUUGUUCAGUACCUGGAGGAACUGUCACGCUCAAAGAUAGAGUGACCCAUGACUAUGGAUGGACUUUUGAAUUUACUGGUACAACAACGGAAUGCAUAAACCUCGGUUCCUACAAUUACCUGGGAUUUGCCGAGUCAUCGGGAGCAUGCGCUCAAGAAAGCAUAAAAACUCUGAAGGAGUUCGGGUGUGCCGGUUGCAGUCCCCGAUUAGAAUUAGGAAACAUGCCCAUACAUGACGAAUUAGAAAAGUUAACAGCCAGGUUCCUGGGUGUAGAAGAUGCCAUAGUUUUUGGAAUGGGCUUUGCUACGAAUGCUUUAAAUUUACCGUCGUUAAUCUCAAAAGGAUGCCUCGUCCUGAGUGAUGAAAAGAAUCACGCUUCGCUUAUUCUAGGAUUACGACUGUCUGGUGCUACUACUAGAGUCUUCGAGCACAACAACGUUGAGCAUUUAGAAAAAUGCUUGAAAAAGGCUAUUUUAUCCGGACAGCCGGGUACUGGAGAGCCGUGGAAAAAAAUUGUAAUAGUCGUUGAAGGUAUUUACUCAAUGGAAGGAUCUAUUGUACAUCUUCCAGAAAUAAUAAAGCUUAAGCAAAAGUAUAAGGCCUACCUUUAUCUGGACGAAGCGCACAGUACAGGAGCAAUGGGCAAACGUGGACGAGGAGUGUGUGAUUAUUACGGUGUUGAUCCGCGUGAUGUCGACAUUCUCAUGGGAACAUUUACCAAGAGUUUUGGUUCAGCUGGUGGUUACAUUGCAGGAACAAAGGCUUUAAUUAAUCAUCUAAGAGUAUACAGUCACGCGCACACUUAUGCAGUAGCCAUGUCGCCUCCAAUUGCUCAACAGAUUAUUACUUCAAUGAAAAUUAUUAUUGGUGAAGAUGGUACUGACGCUGGCAAAAAGCGAAUUAAACAAUUAGCACGGAACACUAGAUAUUUCAGGCGUAGAUUAAACCAAAUAGGUGUAAUUAUUUAUGGAAAUGAGGAUUCACCUGUAAUACCUAUGCUGGUAUAUCUCUAUUCGAAAAUUGGCACCGUAGUAAGAACCCUGACAACGCGAAAUAUCGCGAGUGUGGGUGUUGGCUUCCCUGCAACUCCAUUAAUGGAAGGAAGAAUAAGAUUUUGCUUAUCAGCAGCACAUACCAAGGAACAGCUCGAUUACGUCUUGAAAAAUAUCGAAGACAUUUCUGACACUCUUGGAUUAAAAUAUUCAAAGAAACCACGCGAUCCUAAUUCAAUAGAGUAUUAUUCAGAUAGUGAAACGGAAUGACCUACCUCAUAGCAUAAGAAGCUGUAAAAAGGCAAUUGAACUUUCCGCCAAUGACAAUAGCGCUGAAAACCGCCUCAAAUUCACUUUUGAAAUUUUUGCGCGACGCGCUUACAGUCGAAUGCAGGUUGACAUGAUAUUUCAAUAGAGCUUUUUGCAAGAAAUACGGUGAAAGGAUGUUUGAGUGAUACGCGAUUUGGCUUAACACAAGGGGAACAGUCUCAGGCAGAUCAAGUGUACAUCGAAAAAUUCAAGACAACUUCAUCAUACACAUUUACUGUUCAAUCAGUAGAGAUACUUGAAUUCUGUUCCUAAGUUCAAUAAUUUUUGGCAAACCUAUAGGGAUUGAAAACAAUCUUCAUUUCAAGGCAUCCUAAAAAUUGAAAGACUAUAGAUCUUUCAAUGAUGAACAAAAGACACUUGUUAAACUUGUACAUUAUAAUUGACGCUGCCUUACAACACUGCAUACUUUCUACAAAUGCAGUAUUAUAAUAUAGCAUAAGCAUUUGAUUAGAACAGCUCUUAUUGCGUUUUAAUAAUUUAUGGUCUUUCAUAAAUAUAUCUCUACAAAACAUUUAUUUUCAAUUCAUUACAUCAUAAGUAUCUUUAUUACUGCGUAAAUUCCAUGUGUUUUAUAGAUUUCUACCUAUAUUGUAUAGAGUUCUAAGUUAUUUUUAAGUAAAAACUUGGAAAACUGAUCUAAAAUCAAAAAAUCAAACAUAGCUUGCUUCUUCAAAGUUGUACAUACAUAUACUCUUAAAUUUUUUUUAACUGUGUAUAUACAAAUAUAUAUAAUAUUUCUCCUACCAAAUUCGAGCCUCAAUAUUUGAAUUUAACUAACUGUUGAAGAGUCCAUUUUUGUCUAUAUAAAAUAAUUAUUAUCUCUUAAAACUUACAGAAUUUAACUUUGACAAACUCACCUUUCAAUCUAUUUCUGAAUGAAGCUACAUUUUAAGUGCAAUAAUUCUACUUACAAAAUACAUUGAAUUCUGCCAUAAAAGAGCAUUAAGAAAAAAUAAUAAAUUGAAAAUAAACAUGAAAGCACUCAUUUUAUAACUUGUGUAACUUAAAAUUAAUCAUUUCAUGUUCUUGUUGUGUUUGAUAUUUGAGUUUUAGGUAUAAAAAAAUGGUCCCAUUAUUUAUAAAUACCUGUUGUAUAUGUCAUAGCUGAUUAUAUUUUGCAUAAUUCAUAUUCAAGCACGCACAAAAAAAUGUACACAAAUUUUUUCAUUAUAUUUGAAUAUAAAGAAAGGAUAUUUCAUAUACAUAAGCCUUGACAGAUGUUUUGGCAACAAUCAUCAACAUUGCAAACAUAUCUUUUGAUCACCAUAUGUGAUUUCAUGUUGCACACGCAUACAUUCCUAAUAUGACCACAAGUUUAUUUUUGUAACAAGUACAGAACAAUCUUGUGUAAAAUAUAUUAAUAUUAAACAAAA